Molecule: messenger RNA, 3362 nt
Organism: Aspergillus heteromorphus CBS 117.55
Lineage: Eukaryota; Fungi; Ascomycota; Eurotiomycetes; Eurotiales; Aspergillaceae
Product: glutamine amidotransferase subunit DUG2
Exons: 7
Coding region: 457-3294 (945 amino acids)
Biological process (GO): glutathione catabolic process; proteolysis
Molecular function (GO): peptidase activity; protein binding
Source: RefSeq, a predicted model, not a curated record
AAGCGCCAGGUGAGUUGUAACUUUAUGACUUGACUUGACUUGACUUGUUCGGUCCGGUUUCGCUUCCCUGCACCGCCACACCGGAGUUUCCCAAUCGGGCCCCCCCUUCUCUUCGGCCCGUGAUUGGCCCAUCUGCCCCGAAUGAAUCACGACAUCUCCAGAGGUGAAGCAAUUAAGCUAUUCCACUCGGUGUCAAGAUCGUGUGCCAUUCCUCCCGCAUCACUCCCCCUUUGCCCCCUACCCCCGUUCCUGAUUGCUGGAUCUUAUCUUGCCUUGUCCUCCAGCGACUCCAUCUCCUGUACCUGUCUUUCUUAGUUCUAUCUACCUAUCGAGUGCCAGCCCCAUUGACACUCACACACUGUAUCACGUCACGUGCAGACCACCUCGCUCUGCCCGAUCACCACCACCCCUGCAAGAAUUACAUAGCUAAGGCUUUUUGGCUCCGUUGCGGGAGCAAUGGACCACGCAGUGCUUGCCGAAUCGGAUAGCACAUCGGAGACCGAUGAUCAACUCAAGGCUUGGGAGUCCGAUCCGCGUGCGGUGACGGCCCAGCUGGCCGAGAACUCGCCUCAUUCCCCGUCCCCAGUGGAGUGUGGCAUCGGCCAUCGCGUCCAGGCUAGUCGGUCAGUUCUAGCCUUGGAGCUAGACAACGAGUGUGUCUUUGCUGGCCUUCAGGGAGGAGACAUUGUCGCCUGGUCGUUGGAAACGUACGACCUCGUGCUCUCGGUGCAUGCGCAUCAGGAGAGUGUCCUGGAUCUGUUCCUCUCGGAAGACGGUGAACUUUUGUUCUCCAGCGGUGGAGAUUCAGUCGUCAAUGUUUGGUCGACGAGGACCUUCGACCGUCUCUUCUCGAUCCACUCCCACCACGAUGUGGGCGACAUAUUUGCUGUGGCCUACUCGUCUACCUUGAAGACCAUCUACUGUGGUGGACAGAACACCAGCAUCCAGUGGUGCGAUAUCUCGCAAACAGACGCGGCCUCGACCCGCCGCUCAGCUGCUCAACUGUCUAGACGGACUCAUCGAUUCUUUGACUCCCGAGGCCCGGAUGGCUCUCGUGCCGGCGUGGGCCCAGACGGUGCUCAUCCCGUCACGCAGGGUGGUCAAGUCCUCACGUUCAAGCGUGACCACCACCGUCUCUUCUCUCACCAUGGAUACAUCUAUACCAUGCGUCUGGUGAGAGGGCUCAUCGAGUCUGCGCCUAAUGAAGAGGUACUGCUGACUGGUGCGGGCGAUGGCGUUGUUAAGAUGUGGCGCCUGGAACAGGAGAAGGAAAAUGGAGUUCCUUCUCAGAUCGCAAAGCUGCAGAAUGGAGACCCGGUUCUUUCACUUGCCGUCGAAGGGUCAUUCCUCUACUGUGGGCUGGCAGGGGGUGCCCUGAACAUCUGGAAUCUGGACUCGCACCAGCUCAUCAAGCGGAUCUCCAUGCACACCGGCGAUCUCUGGGCAGUCGACAUCAUCCAUGGCGUCGCAGUGUGUGGAGAUUCAAAUGGUAUCAUCAAGAAAUUCAACUCGCGGUUUGAGGAGAUCGGUAGCUGGGUCGCUCAUGGAGGCACCAUGCUGGCGUCGGCGGUCGGCCGGUUCAAAGAUCGUGAUAUCUUUGCCAGCGGAGGAAACGACAACACGGUCGGCAUUUGGGACCUGACCGACGUGUCUCGCUCCCAGGGCGAACAGCCUCCUAUCAACAACGAUGAAAUGGUCAACUGCCUGGCCAAGUUCGUCGCCUACAAGACAAUCUCAGCCAGCCCCAAAUUCUCCGAUACGAAUCCGAUUGUGCAUGCGCGGUUCAAUGCCACGGCAUCGGAUAAGGUGGAUAAGACCAUCUUGUUCUACGGUCAUUAUGAUGUCGUAGGAGCUGAUGCCAACCACGCCAAAUGGAAGACCGAUCCCUACCAGCUAACUUCCAUUGACGGUUUCUUGUACGGUCGCGGCGUGUCUGACAACAAAGGCCCCAUCCUGGCGGCCCUCUACGCAGCAGCCGAUCUUGCGCGACGGAAAGAGCUGCGGUGCAACGUUGUGUUCCUCAUUGAGGGUGAAGAAGAGUCCGGGUCCCAGAACUUCCACGAAACGGUCCGCAAGAACAAGGCCCAGAUCGGUCCGGUGGAUUGGAUCUUGCUGGCCAACAGUUACUGGCUGGAUGACUACAACCCGUGCCUCACCUACGGUCUCCGUGGUGUUGUCCACGCCAACCUGGUCGUAACAAGUGACCACCCCGACCUUCACAGUGGUAUCGAUGGAAGUUCGCUGCUGGACGAGCCUCUGAAGGACCUGACCAUGCUCCUGAGCACUUUGGUUGGGCCCAAGGGUCGAAUCAAUAUCCCUGGGUUCCAGGACCCGGUUCUUCCCAUCACCGAGGCUGAAAAAGACCGCUACACUGCAAUCUCUGAUAUCCUUCUCCCUCGCCACCCCGAAAUUGCAGACAGCGAAGCCCUCAUCAGAUCGCUCAUGCAUCGCUGGCGGGAGCCGUCGCUCACUAUCCACUCGGUCGAAACCCCCGGUAGUAGCAGAGGAACCACUGCGACGAUUUCCCGCAAAGCGAAGGCCAGCCUGUCACUCCGACUGGUGCCAAACCAAGAAGCGGACGAGGUGGCCACCAGCCUUACCAUGUAUGCGCAAGAGCAGUUCGAUCGACUGGAGUCGCAGAAUGACCUGACCGUUGAAAUCACCGGCAAGUCCGAUCCCUGGCUGGGCGACCCGGACAACGAGAUCUUCGAGACGCUUGCUGAGGCCAUCACGGCGGCCUGGGCGCCCGACAACAAGACCCCUACACAUCAAUUCCCGCCUCUUCAACAGGGCCGCAACGACCAGACCACAGAGUCUAAGCGGCCCAACGAGCGAUCUGGCCUGCAGCGCAAGGACUCGGUUGACAGUCUGGCCUCUCACAUCGACCGGGUGAUCAUGUCCACGACGACAUCUUCCACACGGAAGACGGCGCAUCAACGGUCGUCGCUGAGCACGACGGUGCCCACAUCAUCAACCCUUGCGAACAAGUCGGGGGCACCCGUCCCCGACAAACACGCCGAGGCAUCGACAGCCGAUGGCGCCGAGAAGAGGGCUCCCACAUCCACGCCUGGCCAGGCCUCUUCCGGUGUGCGGCCCAUCUACAUCCGCGAGGGCGGGUCCAUCCCGACGAUCCGGUUCCUCGAGAAGGAAUUCGGCGCGCCAGCAGCGAAUCUGCCCUGCGGCCAGGCGAGUGACAACGCGCAUCUGAACAACGAACGGCUGCGGGUGGAGAAUCUGUACAAAAGCCGGGAGAUUUUUGGGUAUGUGUUUUCGAAGUUACCGGAGAGGUUGUAGAUAUGCGGGGACCGGCGUUCGAUAGGGAGUGAGUGAGAGAAUAGAGAGAACAGUAUUACAGCAAUGCA